AUGGCUUUAGGAGAGAUCAUUUUCCUCCGAGGCCAAGAAAGAAGAGAUGGUGUAACAGUGACAGAGGUGGAAGAAGUUGCAUUUGGCACUGCCCGUCACCGUUCUGGUGAAGCUGGGAAGUCAUGGACCAUCCGGCGCCCGCUUCUGAAGUACGCCGAAGACUUGUUUGCUCGUGAAUUCAUGAAUGGCUUUGAAGAUACGGUGAUUUCGUUCUUCGAGAAGUCAGUUCGAGCCCAAAAGACUUUCGGACAUCAGAGAAUGAACGGUACCAACAAGCAAGGUGUCUAUAUUCAUCUCAUUAUUCACACCCUCCUUCAGAAGUUGCUUGCCGGGUAUGGUGGAUCUAGCGACGAUGUUGACCGGCGGAAUAACACUCAGCAUAGUUGGCCACCGAAAAAGGCCGGUGUUACAACCUUCUUCCUCAACUGUCGUGCGAGUGAUAUCGAAUCACGCAUUCGCUUUCUGUUUGCUGCAUUCGAGCCUGAACUACCAAGUUCAUUUCUCUUCUUCUUGAGGGAAUCUUGUGCAUGUGGCUCGGUAUGA
Messenger RNA from Penicillium cosmopolitanum, 543 nucleotides. RefSeq lists its product as uncharacterized. NCBI's taxonomy places the organism in Eukaryota, Fungi, Ascomycota, Eurotiomycetes, Eurotiales, Aspergillaceae. The coding region runs from base 1 to 543 and encodes 180 amino acids. The record is from RefSeq and is a predicted model, not a curated record. The transcript has 2 exons.